AUGAACAGUUUUCCCCCUGAUUAUAUAGCAGUUAAGAGACAUUGUUGUCCUAUUCGUGUUUACAUACGUAUCGAGAAAUACCGGUCGCUUACUUUGGUAGAUAUAUCAUUGACGCAGGACAAGGAAGGCAUCCCACCAGACCAACAAAGGCUGAUUUUUGCUGGAAAGCAGCUGGAAGAUGGACGGACAUUAGCUGAUUACAACAUUCAGAAAGAGUCGACACUUCAUUUGGUCCUGAGGCUGAGGGGUGGGACUAUGAUCAAGGUGAAGACACUCACUGGUAAGGAGAUUGAGAUCGACAUCGAGCCUACCGACACAAUUGAUAGGAUCAAGGAGCGCGUCGAGGAAAAAGAGGGCAUCCCCCCUGUUCAGCAGAGGCUCAUUUAUGCUGGAAAGCAGCUUGCUGACGAUAAAACUGCUAAAGAUUACAACAUUGAAGGUGGUUCAGUUCUCCAUCUCGUGCUUGCUCUGAGGGGUGGUCACUAG
Molecule: messenger RNA, 486 nt
Organism: Triticum turgidum subsp. durum (durum wheat)
Lineage: Eukaryota; Viridiplantae; Streptophyta; Magnoliopsida; Poales; Poaceae
Source: the annotation of a GenBank genome assembly